Molecule: messenger RNA, 764 nt
Organism: Apis dorsata (giant honeybee)
Lineage: Eukaryota; Metazoa; Arthropoda; Insecta; Hymenoptera; Apidae
Exons: 4
Coding region: 256-501 (81 amino acids)
Source: RefSeq, a predicted model, not a curated record
UUCGAUAAAUUUUAAAAUAAAUUUUCUAAAAUUGCAUCAUAGUAACUCCAAGAGGUGCAAAGUACAAAGUAUCCUGUUCGACUUUCACUUGAUAAAAGAUGAAGUGGGGAGAGAAUGGAGAAUUAUAACGGAUAUCAGAAUAAGUGAAAAAAAUAUCAAAAUAAAAAGCACACGUAUAUUUGGCGUUACACUUAGUGACUUUUCAGAAUUUUCAUUUCUAUUGAAAGUAUUUGUGUACACCUUGCAAUCAUUAAAAUGACAAGAUACGCUUAUUGGACGACCGUGAUCUUUGCAAUAACCAUCACUUUUUUAUUUGGAUUAAUCAUCGAAACCACAGCAACAAUAGCUCAACCAAAGGCACCUAAUUUUCAGUAUUUUGAACGGCCUAAAUAUCGCUAUCCAUAUUAUGAUGAAAAUGGCAGAGGAAAAUUACUCUAUGGCUAUGGAGGACCAGAAUUAUAUCAAUACAAAACUUAUAGUGGUCUCGAAGGUAUCCAUUAAAAUUAAAAUAACAAGAAGUACUAAAUUAUAAAUUAUAUAUGAACAAAUUAAAAAUUAAUGAUCGUUUGUGAAAUGAUAUGACAUAAUACGUAGACGUAUUUUUGUUUCCGAUUACAAGAAAAUAAUUAUAUUUUAUAUUAUAAUAAUUGUUGUAAUAAUAAUAUAUUAUACAUUUUCAAUUUUUUUAUUAUAAUUAUAUUUUUUCUUGUCAUCAGGAACAUAUCGAAUUAUGUUAUGGAAUUAAAGAACAUUACAAGAUUGUU